GGUUUUAUCUUUCCCGAAGCUUUUGCCGUCGCUGCCUACAACCUUGCCUCAGAGCAGAACAGCAGCAGCCAUGGCCGAACAGACUGAGAAAGCUUUCCUAAAGCAACCUAAGGUCUUCCUCAGCUCGAAGAUAUCUGGAAAGGGAAAGAGACCUGGAAAGGGUGGAAACAGAUUCGUGAAGAACAUUGGGUUGGGCUUCAAGACUCCUCGUGAAGCCAGUCAAGGAACAUACAUUGACAGUAAAUGUCCCUUCACUGGAACUGUUUCGAUUAGAGGACGUAUCUUAGCCGGUACUUGCCACAGUGCCAAAAUGCAGAGGACCAUUAUCGUCCGAAGGAACUACCUUCACUUUGUUAAGAAGUAUCAGAGGUAUGAGAAGAGGCAUUCGAACAUCCCUGCUCAUGUCUCACCAUGCUUCCGUGUCAAGGAAGGAGACCAUGUCAUCAUUGGACAAUGCAGGCCUUUGUCCAAGACUGUGAGGUUCAAUGUGUUGAAGGUGAUACCAGCUGGUGCUUCUGCUUUCGCAAAGAAGGCUUUCACUGGUGCUUAAGAGUGCUUUUUUAUGUUUCUUGAUAGAGCUGAACUCUGUUAUUACCCUUUUAUUUUAAGGAUAUUUUUACAUUGAAGUUUCACAUUUUAAUUUUUGAUGCACUUAUUUUGUUUACUUUCC
Messenger RNA from Brassica oleracea var. oleracea, 670 nucleotides. Its product is annotated as 40S ribosomal protein S11-3-like. Gene Ontology annotation, molecular function: structural constituent of ribosome. NCBI's taxonomy places the organism in Eukaryota, Viridiplantae, Streptophyta, Magnoliopsida, Brassicales, Brassicaceae. Bases 71 to 550 code for a protein of 159 amino acids. The transcript is spliced from 6 exons. The record is from RefSeq and is a predicted model, not a curated record. Gene Ontology annotation, biological process: translation. Gene Ontology annotation, cellular component: ribosome; cytosolic small ribosomal subunit.